CAUCCACACUGCUGCUCUCCGCUCUCUAUCUCUCUGCCAGCUUUCGUUGGUUGACGCCACAAUUGGUCAGCAUCGCUCCCAUGAUUUCCUCGAGAUGUGCCUGCGCAAGUGCUGCUGCACGCGUUGCUUUGUAUUCCGCUAGAGGGAGCUCAGCAGCAGGAGCGGCAGCAGCAGCAGUAGUAGCGAGAGGUGGCAGUAAGACGUUGACUCAUCGCUCGCUCCGCGCCAGGUCUUCGGCGCACUACCCCAGAACGAGGAAUCAGGCACAGGCAUGUGGUCGAGGGCAGCAGCAGCAGCAAGCCUCCACUCUGUCCGGAGACAAGCUGGUGGAACCUCCGACAGCGGUUGUUGACGGCAAGGUUGGUGGUGAUUCCUUGAAGAACAGGGCAGUUGCGGCGUGGCUAUUCGGCACAGCCGGGGCGGUUGCGGUCAUGGUGACCGUCGGCGGCAUCACGCGUAUGACCAAGUCGGGGCUAAGCAUGACGGACUGGAAGAUUCAGGGCUCGCUUCCGCCAUCCUCCGAGGCGGAGUGGGAGGCGGAGUUCGACCGGUACAAGGCGUUCCCGGAGUGGCAGCAGCGCCGUAGCAUGACGCUAGACGAGUUCAAGCACAUCUUCUUCUGGGAGUACGCCCACAGGAUGCUGGGGCGUGCGCUGGGCGUGGUCUACGGGGUGCCGCUGCUGUACUUCGGCCUCCGCGGACGAAUCCCCGCGCACAUCCGCGGGCGGGUGGCCGGGCUGUUUGCCCUCGGCGGCGCACAGGGCCUGGUCGGGUGGUGGAUGGUCAAAAGCGGACUCGAGGACCGUUCCGCGGACCUUGCCGUGGGGAAGGAGAUCCGAGUGAGCCCGUACCGGCUGGCGGCACACCUGGCCACCGCCUUCACCACGUUUUCGCUGCUCGUGCACACCGGUUUCCAGGCCCUCGAUGGCCCCCGCGCGGCCUCUCCUUCCGCAACGGACGCAGCCCGCCGCCUCCUCGACGCGGGGGUGAUGCGGCAGGGGUCCAACCUCCGGGUGAUGGCCAUGGGCGUGUGCGGGGCCGCCUUCGUGACGGCGGUGUCCGGGGCGUUCGUGGCCGGCAACGAUGCGGGCCGGUGCUACAACUGCUUCCCAAAGAUGACGGAGGAGGACUGGCUGCCGGAAGAGAUUCUCGCGUUCAGGCCGAUGUGGAGAAAUUUCUUCGAGAAUUCUGCGACGGUUCAAGCGGACCACCGCGCGCUCGCUCUCACCACGACGGGAGCGGCCCUCGGCAUGUUCUGGUACGCUAGGAGAGGGGCCGGCGGCGGCACAGGGACUCUUUGGGCGGCGCUGCCGGCGGCGCCAAGGGCGGCGACGACGGCAACGGCGGGUCUCGUUACGGCACAGGCCUCCCUCGGCAUCACGACGCUCCUGCAGUGCGCGCCCCUCCCCCUCGCCGCCUCGCACCAGGCGGGCGCCCUGACGGUUCUGGCCUCCUCCAUGUGGGCGGCGCACUCCCUGAGGUUUGCCCACGUGCCGCCCUCGGCGGUGGCGACGUCGUCGUCGAUCUCCCCCAAGAUGCCGCCGCCGGUAGGGUCUUAAUAGCCUCCUCGCUUGAGGCGGCGUUCCUUCGGUGGCGUGUUUCAUUUCACAGCGGGCGACGGGCCUCGUGCGUGCCAAGCUCAGGGGCCAAGCCACGGCAUUCUCCGACGCCGGGGCUCCGUGAAUGUAAACGCCGGAUGGCUCCCAAAAAUAUCCCCACGGAGUUUUUCGUCGUAUCGUGGAGUAUGCUCUAGAGUAUCGAUUCUGCUCUGUCUGUGUUCCAAACGUUGGGAACAAGGUGCUUAGAGAGCCGAUGGUAUCGGCAGCUAGUUUUGGCAUCACCACCCGGAUAGGGUGGGGUCGCCGUAGACUGGUCUCGGGGGCGGGUGGGUUGGGUUGGGCUUUUGCCGAUGGGGUACCCCCUUGGUGUGGGCGUGUACGGAGAGGAGGUUGGCUUGACUUUGUGGUGGGUGGAGUUUUCAGCCGGUGAAAGUGUUUCGGACGCUACAGUAGUCCCAACAGGUUAAGCACAAUGCCCGGUUUGGUAAAACAACAGUCAGUUGCACCCGCUGGUAACAGCAGCGAUUGGUAUCUACACGUUGAGCGGGUGAAGAGGUGUGCAGUUUUUGGUUUCUGCGGAUUUGCGGAAAGGUGUGAUAGUUUUGUGCGACGACCCAAGACUGAUGUCUGCGUGUCUUGCUGUCGUGUGUGUGUUCAUUACGUCUACGGGAUGAGUCUUUUUUUUUGUCUUCCCUUGCUCUGUGGGAUUGGCGUGCAGGCUUAGGUUGCAUGGUCACCUGGCAACUUGUAGGGUGAUGUGCCAAUAGCGAGUAUACAUAUAUAUCGAAAUUUCCAGCCUCUCCUG
Ectocarpus sp. CCAP 1310/34 is the source of this 2364-nucleotide messenger RNA. Lineage: Eukaryota; Phaeophyceae; Ectocarpales; Ectocarpaceae. The record is from the annotation of a GenBank genome assembly.